Arctia plantaginis is the source of this 2442-nucleotide messenger RNA. NCBI's taxonomy places the organism in Eukaryota, Metazoa, Arthropoda, Insecta, Lepidoptera, Erebidae. The record is from the annotation of a GenBank genome assembly.
AUGCAAGAAAUUGUGAGUAUAAAUGAAUGGGAAAGUUGGGAGAGAAAUGGAGAGUUUAAAUGUAUGGUCAAGAUGCCGGCGUACGAUAACGAAGGAGCGACGAUAUCGAUGGAGGACGUUCGGGCGGAGCCUCCGAUCACCAUCAGCACUAUAGAGCAAGAGCUGAUGGCCAGAAGGAAGUUGCAAUUCAAAACACAGAAGAGUACCGUUGCUUCAAGGAAACAACAGGCCGUGUGCGUGAGACGGGCACACAAGCGAUACGGUACGGCCAAGAACCCUAAUGUCAUAUUGGAUGGAUUGAACAUGACUGUACCUAAAGGAGCCAUAUACGGUCUACUAGGAGCUUCAGGUUGUGGCAAAACCACACUCCUGUCAUGUAUCGUUGGCCGACGAAGGCUGAACUCCGGGGAGAUCUGGGUACUUGGUGGAAAGCCUGGCAGCCCUGGAAGUGGUGUUCCUGGACCCAGAAUAGGAUAUAUGCCACAGGAAAUCGCCCUGUUUGGAGAGUUUUCCAUCAGAGAAACGCUGAUUUAUUUUGGCUGGAUCGCGAAUAUGCCUACCAAAGACGUUGAGGACCGUAUUGACUUUUUAAUAACUUUGCUGCAACUGCCAAACCCAACCAGACAAGUCAAGAAUCUCUCAGGUGGACAACAAAGAAGAACGUCUUUGGCAGCGGCUUUGAUCCAUGAUCCAGAACUCUUGAUCCUGGAUGAGCCAACUGUUGGUGUUGAUCCUGUUUUACGACAAAGUAUUUGGGAUCAUUUGGUCGACAUAACUAAAGGUGGAAAAACUACUGUUAUCAUUACAACUCAUUAUAUUGAUGAGACCAAACAGGCUGAUAUUAUCGGCCUAAUGCGUGGUGGUCGGUUCUUAGCUGAAGAAUCACCUACCGAACUAAUUCGUCGCUACCAAGGAGAAAGUCUUGAAGACGUGUUCCUGAAGCUAUCCGUACUGCAGAAUUUAGGCAAAAGGAGGAGGUCUAGUAUUCUUGCUGAUGUGGUUGAGAGAGUUGAACUGCCAGCUAUUCCAAACCCAAGUGCCAUAGACUUGGAAGAAGCGGAAAUUGGUGAAAUUUCAGGAGAAUUCGGCGACAAUGUAUCUAUGAGUAGCAAAGGUCGGGUUGUUGUGACACCAGAGUUGAUCGCACCGAUAGAAGCUAUGCCACCUGAGGAGAAACCGAAGAUAAGCAUGGAAACCUACAUGCCAAUGAAGUGGCAUCACAUGAAGGCGUUAAUAUGGAAAAAUUUCUUGAGUCUCUUCAGGAAUUUUGGCGCCUUAGCUUUUCUCCUCGGUCUGCCUGUUUCGCAAAUGAUAUUCUUCUGUCUUGCCAUCGGUCACUACCCUGAAGGUUUACCAAUUGCCGUGGUAAACUAUGAAGUCAAUUCAACAGAACCCCUCUGCAGUUACGACAAGGAUUACUGUCCUCAGGACCCGAACACGUACGAAUGGAACUUGACAAGAUUUAGUUGUCGGUAUUUAGACUUCUUAUCAAAGCGGCAAAAUAAUUUGAUACAUUAUGACGACAAAGCAGUAGCAAUGGAAGAAGCAGCCAAAGGCAUGUCUCGUACCGUCUUGGUGUUUGCAGCAAACUUUUCAGAGUCAUUGCAGAAAAGGAUCACAGACCCAAGGCAUAGCAACAUAUGGACUGUCAGAACUUCUGACAUUGAAGCCCAUAUGGAUGAAACUGAUAAGCAAGUGGAAUGGAUGUUGAGCAGAGAUCUACAGCUCGCGUUCAUGGAAGCAGCAGAACAUCUAGCUACCAUCUGCGAACUACCCACCAGAAUCAUGUCUAUACCUGUACACUUCAACAAACCUAUUUACGGCCUAGAUGUACCGAACUUUACUGAUUUUGCUGGACCCGGCGUAAUUUUAACCAUCGUCUUCUUCUUGGCAGUCGCUCUGACGUCAGGUUCUAUGUUGGCUGAACGAAACGAGGGAAUUCUAGAACGAUCACUGGUUUCUGGAAUUACUGGUACUGAGAUCCUGUUCUCACACGUAAUAGUCCAGAUGCUGAUUAUGAUUUUACAGUCAGUCAUGGUACUUAUUCUUGGCUUCUUGGUCUUUGGUCUCACCAUGAAAGGACCCGUAGGAUGGGUUACCUUUCUGACUGUCAUCACAGGCCUGUGUGGAAUGACUUUCGGUUUCGUCGUAUCGUGCCUUUGUGACACUGAUAGAACGGCUACGUAUUUGGCUUUAGGGUCAUUCUUACCGAUGGUGCUGUUGUGUGGAAUCAUUUGGCCAAUUGAAGGUAUGCACAUGGUCUUGCAGUGGGUCAGCUAUGUCUUACCUCUUACCCUUUCCACGGAAUCUUUGCGUUCUAUGUUGCAGAGAGGUUGGGAUAUCGCAAGACCGUCAGUGUAUUCUGGAUUCAUCUCAACAACUGUUUGGAUUGCUAUUUACUUAACCACAAGUAUUCUUCUACUCAAAUUCAAAAAGGGUUGA